Puccinia graminis f. sp. tritici CRL 75-36-700-3 is the source of this 1836-nucleotide messenger RNA. RefSeq lists its product as uncharacterized. Lineage: Eukaryota; Fungi; Basidiomycota; Pucciniomycetes; Pucciniales; Pucciniaceae. The coding region runs from base 136 to 1455 and encodes 439 amino acids. The record is from RefSeq and is a predicted model, not a curated record. The transcript is spliced from 3 exons.
GCGGGAUAUAUCUCCCUGCCAAAUCGAAUAUUUUGGGUCCCCCCCAAAAUGUACCGUCAUGAGAGCAGCUGAUCGCUCUCCCCACCCUCCCAUUUCCAUCACAAUCCCAUCCCUCCAUCCCCUCCUACCGGUGCCAUGCCACCCCGUCCCUCCAAAAAACCACCCCGUCGUCCUAAACUUCCUUCUCGUCCACCCACUCCCCCUCCUUUUCCCUCUACCACUGGCUCUCAACCGUCUACUUCCUCUUCAAAUUUGGUUGCAGCAGCUUCCCACAGUAGUAUGCACAUCAAUAAUAUCCCUAUGUCCGGAUUACAUCUUCAAUCCGAUGAACCAUUCCGGGCUCCCCAUUUACCGCCAAUCUCACAGAUGGAUUGGGCCCCCAGCAAGACUCUUCCCCCGCUUAACGUUGCAGGUAGGGGAAGUUUCUAUACCAGCUCGCACGGUUCUUACCCGGCAGCUUGGUCCCCCACCCCAAGCCCGACCAGUCAGCCACCGACGUUACCACUCAGUGGCACUCCAGUUCCAACCUCCACUCAACCUGAUCCAGCUUUGGAUCCAGCUGAAUCCGACAAAUCUGUGGAGACUACCCGACCCAAGACUCUUCAUUGGACGGGUGCAAUGGAGAAACUUGCUCUUCAGCUCUACUCUGAUGCUGUCUUGGAUGGAAAACGAUCGGAUGGGGGUUUCAAAUCUGAAGUACAUAACUUCGUGGUAACUAAGCUGAACGAACAGUUUCCUGGGUACGACUUCACCCCUGCCAAAUGUAAAUCAAAGCUCAGCCAGUCGUUCAAGAAAGAAUAUGAAGCUUUUAACACCUGUCGCCACACAAGUGGUUUUGGAUGGGAUGAUGUUCGAUGCGAGGUCACGGCUUCAAACGAAGUGUGGGAGAGCUUCCUGAAAUCUCACCCGCAAGCACGACGGUUCCGCAACCAGCCAUUCCCAGAAUGGGAACAACUCAACAUCAUCUUCGGUUCAACUGCAAAAGGAGACCUCGCGAAGACUCUGACCCAGCGUGCAAGGGAAGGCGGUGGCCGAGACCCGGCUAAUAACGACAGCUCAAGCUCAGACGAUGACAAUGCAGAGGACAAAGAUCGCCGUAAGCCUCCUGCACGAAAACGGAUUCGCCAAACCACCGGAGCCGCAUUUAGCAGUGCCAUCCACGAUCUCAUCGACGCUUUUGCCCCAAAGGAAUCAAGCCCUCGAACCAAUGCUGUAGAAGACCAGUCGCCCGAGGGUCAUCAAAAGCCCAAGCAUCAAACCGACGAUGAGGCCGUGACUGACGCGGUUGCCUUGUUUCAAACGACAAUGGCCCCUCAGCUUGCGUGGUCAGAUGUAGUCAUCGGCUUUAGUGUCCUCGAAAAACCAUCCAAGGCACGAAUGUACCUCCGACUUGAGGCCCAAUACAAGGACCAAUGGCUCUCGUACGAAAUCAAGAAAGAAGGCCCAAUGAUCUGACUGAUGAAAAUCUUAGUCUUACCACAGUUUCUCUAGUGCUUAUCUAGUCUUACCUAAACAUCGAUCACAAUCACUGAUCCCUUAGCUUAUUUAGUUAUGCCCCACCUAAACACUGAAACAUGACCGAGACUGUUCCCUUGAUGUAUCCAAUUUUUAUUAUACCUAUGAAAAUUGAUCGCUUGCUUGUGCCUCACACUUAUGUCUAUAUCCUGCCGUGGUUCCAACACAGUCAAGAAGACUGCUGAUAUGUACAUCAAGCAUGUACCUGUUUUAUGAUUCAAUCUCCCUUAUCGUUCCCAACAGUUUGGGUCUAUUCUACUCAGACACGGCUAUGUAAUGCAUUACCCACAUGUGCUCGAUUUAUAUCGCAACAUCUUUGGC